This is a messenger RNA of Paramormyrops kingsleyae, 4691 nucleotides long. RefSeq names its product zeta chain of T cell receptor associated protein kinase 70 (gene zap70). NCBI's taxonomy places the organism in Eukaryota, Metazoa, Chordata, Actinopteri, Osteoglossiformes, Mormyridae. The record is from RefSeq and is a predicted model, not a curated record. Gene Ontology annotation, biological process: protein phosphorylation; intracellular signal transduction. Gene Ontology annotation, molecular function: non-membrane spanning protein tyrosine kinase activity; ATP binding. Gene Ontology annotation, cellular component: cytoplasm.
ACAAUGGGCGGGAGAGAUCGGGCAAGACGAAAGACACUAGAAACCCACUCAAUAAGUGCCUCACACUGAGUGAGAGAGUGAACAGGGUUAAGUACUAAGCAGGACAGGUGCAUCAUGUUCAGUGCCUUGAUUCUGCCGUGUUCACACGCGGGACGUGACAGUUGUGGUGUUCAGUGUGGGGUAUUUCAAGUAAUUCAACAAAACUGCAACGUGAUUAACAAUUAGCACGUUCAGCAACUGUUUGACCUCUUUGGUACAUUAUAUGAUCAGUGUAAAGGAAUCACGUGACCCCCGAAAACCCUUAAAUCUGAGUUGUAUAAUUGGAGAGUAAGAGUGUAUUUUUAUUGACUUUGUCAUUAGAGAAGAAAAAUGAUGUAGCUGAACAUUUGCGAGGCUGAUGCAUGCUGCCCCCCAUACUUACCAAAAUUGUAAAUAAUUAAAAAAAUAUUUCUUGCCCAUAAAAAGUAUCAGAUAUUAUUGAAGUGAAAUCUGGUAAAAUGCAUAAAAGGUCUUUACUGUUAAUGGGAAAUUUCAUAUUUUCUUUGGAGCAGAAGGCAUGAAAUCACUAUAAUAGAGCUUUGCGCUUUCACUAAAUACCAUGAAAAGCAUGAAACUCCAGUGUUCACCUCUGAAUUUGGCUUUUGAUGUUUUUUUUACUAGCACUAGUGAUGCUACCUAGCAAGCAUGGACUGCCAUUAAUUACAGUACAAACAUCCCUUAUAAGGACAGGCCUGCAGACACGUAGCCACAUUUCAAAAAACGUGUUAGAAACCUCCCUGAGAAUUUUUUUGGUCCCGACCAGGAACUUAACAAGGUAGUAAAACUGUGAGUUUGAAUUUCCCUCAAAAUGUGUAUUGCGGUCUGUGAAAUCUAUAGAGGGACGCCCCCACCGGUGAAAUUUACCCCAACGACCUAUAGGUAGGGUUGCCAGAUCCCCCAAGGAAUUUAUGUCUGGCUACGGGCCUGGCCUUAUGUGUUGGUGUCCAUGACCCGUUCAGGUGCACAAGGCAAGACUUCUGUUUGGAAUCUUUCAAAAUGUUCACAUACAGCAUUGGUGGGAAGGAGAAACUAGGACUAUACGUUUUGAUACAGCCCACAUUUUUGCCUUUUCAUCCUCCAGGGAAUAAAAAGCAACGCAAUGAAUCACUUUAUCCACUGGUUUUAUUUUUUUCCACUUCGAUCUCUUCUCUGUGAUUGUAUAAUUUCAGCUCUGCAAUGUGAAAAACACCUCAACUGACACACAUUCACAGAGCAUUGCCCCCUGAAGGUGUUCUGACUUGCUGGCAGAAGAAAGUCACUUAUAUUCCGGUUCACUAGAUACAUCGUGUCACUUUUGAAAAGCUCAUCAUUAGGAUACUGUUUCAAUUAACCCCUAAAUCUUCUACUGCCAAACCAUGUUGCUGACAUGCCUGUGUUCCAGUGAGGGCAUGAUUUGUUAAUAUACAGACUCAGAGGCUUUAAGACCCAAGUCUGGCUCUGGUCAACAAGGUGAUAACACACGAAUACAAGGCAAGUGGAAAUAUAGAAUUCAAAAUCCACUACUGCUUGUUUUUAAUAUUUUUUUUUCCUUGUAGAUGCCGGUACAGAUAUUGAGUGCGUCACUGGCAAUUGCUCUUUGACAUUUGGCAGUUAAACAAAGACGAGGAAGUUGGUUGCUACUUCUGAGAAGCAAGUAGAGAAUCCAGAACUGUCUGCGUUGCCCCACGUGCCCUGGCUUACGGCGGAGCCGACGCUGGCUUUCAACCAGAUGUUGACGAGCGGGCCGAGCCUUCAGGUGUAGCCGUCGCCCGUGAGAGCCUUUCGCCUUGCAGGGGCCCUGAGACGCCCAGCCUGCUGCCCGCCAACAAACCGAACUCCCUCGCUAUUAGCUGAAGAAAUCCACGGCAUAGCGGUGAGCGGAAUACACGUCCAUCAUAUUCAUUGUGCACCAACGUAUCCCCAGCACAGACAAGCCCAUUCCUCUGCUGAGGUGCAGCCUCUCCGCACUCCUGACGGACAGAGACCCUGACUGACAGUCACGCAGGCUCGCUAUGAUAGACCAAGCCUCUGAGCUGCCCUUCUACUAUGGCAGCAUCAGCCGCGCCGACGCGGAGGAGCAGCUGAAGCUGGCAGGGAUGUCGGACGGGCUCUUCUUGCUGCGACAGUGCCUGCGCAGCCUGGGCGGCUACGUGCUGUCCAUCGUGUGGAACCUGCAGUUCUAUCACUACUCCGUGGAGAAGCAGCUCAACGGCACCUAUUGCAUCUCAGGCGGCAAGGCGCACUGCGGCCCAGCUGAGCUCUGCGAGUACUACAGCAAGGACGCAGACGGGCUGGUGUGCAGCCUGCGCAAGCCGUGCCUGCGCAACCCCGACAUACCCAUCCGCCUGGGCAUCUUCGACAGCCUGAGGGACAACAUGAUGCGCGAGUACGUGCGGCAUACCUGGAACCUGGAGGGCGAGGCCAUGGAGCAGGCCAUCAUCAGCCAGGCCCCGCAGCUCGAGAAGCUGAUCGCCACCACUGCCCACGAGAAGAUGCCUUGGUACCAUGGCAAGAUCUCGCGCAUGGAGGGCGAGCGUCGCCUUUACUCCGGGGUGCAGCCCGACGGAAAAUUCUUAGUGAGAGAGAGAGAAGAAUCUGGGACCUUCGCCCUUUCGAUCAUGUACGGCAAAACCGUCUAUCAUUACCAGAUUCUGCUGGACAAGUCAGGGAAGUAUUCUAUGCCGGAGGGAACCAAGUUCGAUACUGUUUGGCAGCUGGUGGAGUAUCUGAAGCUGAAGCUGGACGGCGUGGUGACGAUUCUGCGGGAACCCUGCGUGAACCCCAACUGCACCGACGUUCCUGUUUUACCCACCGCAAGACGGCUUCGUCCCAAUGGAUACACGCCGGCACCUGGAAUUCCCGCCGCUGCUGCUCCUAUCGACCGGCGUCAGAUGCCGAUGGACACCAGUGUGUACGAGAGUCCCUACAGCGACCCUGAGGCUCUGAAGGAGAAGAAGCUGUUCCUCAAGAGGGACCAGCUGAUGAUCGACGAGGUGGAGCUGGGAUCAGGCAACUUUGGCUGCGUCAGGAAAGGGGUGUAUAAGAUGAAAAAGAAGCAAAUCGACGUAGCUAUCAAGGUGCUAAAGAACGAAAAUGAGAAGUCGGUGAAGGACGAAAUGAUGAAGGAGGCAGAGAUCAUGCACCAGCUGGACAAUCCUUACAUCGUUCGCAUGAUCGGGCUCUGUGAGGCAGAGCAUCUCAUGUUGGUGAUGGAAAUGGCACCUGCCGGGCCACUCAACAAGUUCCUGUCCACAAAGAAAGAGCAACUCAACAUGGAGAACGUGGUGGAGCUAAUGCACCAGGUCUCCUUGGGCAUGUUGUAUUUGGAAGAAAACAACUUUGUGCACAGGGACCUGGCCGCACGUAACGUUCUGCUGGUGAACCAGCACUACGCCAAGAUCAGUGACUUCGGCCUCUCCAAGGCCCUGGGAGCCAACGACAGCUAUUACAAGGCUCGCACAGCAGGGAAGUGGCCGUUGAAGUGGUACGCCCCGGAGUGCAUCAACUUCCACAAGUUCUCCAGCAAGAGUGAUGUCUGGAGUUUCGGCAUCACCAUGUGGGAAGCCUUUUCUUAUGGGGGGAAACCUUAUAAGAAAAUGAAGGGUCCUGAGGUCAUCAGUUUCAUAGAGAGUGGGACUCGCAUGGAUUGUCCCACUGGGUGUCCAGACGUGAUGUAUGCUCUGAUGAAAGACUGCUGGACAUACAAGCAUGAAGAGAGGCCUGGUUUUGUCAAGGUCGAGGAACGCAUGCGGACAUACUACUACUCCAUAUCCAAAAAGACCACUGCAAGCACUGAGGCAGGAGCUUCUGCUGAAGCAGCGGAACCAUAGACCAGGACUUAGAGCCAGUCUGGCUUUUGGCCUGUCCACCAAUUACGCAGCUUGAUGCUAUGAUUAGCCUGUUCUUCAGCUGUAACCUAUGCUGUGUAAAACUGUAGCAUUGGCUAGACCAACGAACGCUGUGUUGAUUGAACAGAAGGCUUGUGCAUUCAAUGAAAGUUCUAUUUGUUUUGUCCGUACUUAUUAUGGGGUGGUAAAGGUGACUUGGUUAGGCAUUGAGUAAGGCUAAGGAACAAAAUGUAUUGUGAAUUGGUAAUCUCAGUGUUUUAAUGUUAUAUUGUUUCAAGCAGUUUUGCUAAGACCGACCUAGCAGGAGAAUAAGUGUAAAUGAAGUUUAUUGACAGUUCAAAUACUUCUCUUUCACAAAAUGUCAGUAAAAUUAUUACCUAUUAACUUACAAGUGUUGUAACAGCGACAUCUGCUGGUCGAUAAUGAAGAAUUGCACCUUAGCAACAGGCAAACUAUACUGUACAGCAUUGCUUUUAGUGUCCAUCCAUAUUUGUAGGAUGAAUGUUGAUGAACGAAUCGAAUAUUUACUGUAUUAUGAAUGUGCAUUAUAGGUAUUUUAAGGUAGGACCAAUAAUCUCCUGUAAUAGAUUAUCCGAAAUAAAAACUUAAUCUUUAUUAGUGUGCUGACAGCAUUGCGUAAGAAAGGUGUUGCUUUUUGGUAAAAAAAAAAAAAACUUUGACAACUGUAGUCCAGAAUUCAUAAAUCGCUCUAAUGUUGCUAUUUUUAUAUUUGAGCUGUUUUAAUUAGAUGGGUACGUUUGCAUUUGUUUUCAAGUUUUUUUCUUGUAUUUGAUAACAUUUAAAUAAAAUGCUUAAAUUUGUGUA